UGGCAACUGGGUGCCGUGCGGUGAAACCGGUCCGGAACCUACAGAGUUCACGGUGAAGGGUCUCACGCCGAACCACAAGUACAAGUUCAGGGUACGCGCUGUGAACAAAGAGGGUGAAUCUGAACCAUUGGAGACCGAUGGGUUCAUCGUUGCUAAGAACCCGUAUGAUCCACCAAAGGCGCCUGGCAAACCAACUAUCGUUGACUACGACAACAUGUCGGUAACUCUCCAGUGGGAGCCGCCAACCGAUAACGGUGGUCGUCCAGUACUCGGCUACGUGGUCGAGAUGAAGGACAAGUUCUCGCCCGACUGGAUCGAGGUUGUCAAGACAAAUGACACCAAGACAGAGUACAAGGUGGAAGGUCUCAAGGAGAAGAUGGUGUACCAGUUCCGUGUGAAGGCUUACAACAAGGCUGGAGUCGGUGAGGCAUCACAGCCCACCGACAACCAUCUCUGCAAACACAGGAACUUGAAACCACGCAUUGAGCGUAGCACAUUCAAGUCAGUCAUUAUCAAAGCUGGUCGCACUCACAAAUGGUCUGUGGAUGUCAUUGGUGAACCAGCACCAGAGAUGACAUGGUCUUGGCGCGACAAUGUAAAACUAGUAAACACGGAGCGCAUCAAGAUCGAAAACCAAGAACACCACACCGACUUCACCAUCGUGAACGCAGUGCGACGCGAUACUGGAAAAUACACCCUGCGUGCCGAGAACUGCAACGGUUUUGAUCAGGAGACUGUGGAACUGACCGUACUGAGCAAACCCAGCGCGCCUAAAGGCCCGUUGGAAGUAUCGGACGUGCACGCCGAGGGAUGCAAGGUCAAAUGGGAGAAGCCAGAGGACGAUGGCGGCUCGCCGGUCAAGGAGUACGAGGUCGAGAAAAUGGACCUCGCCACCGGCAAGUGGGUCAGGGUCGGAAGAGUUGCUGGCGACAAGAAGCCCCUGGAGAUGGAGGUGACUGGCUUAGAGCCUGGCCACCAGUACAAGUUCAGGGUGACGGCUGUGAACGACGAGGGCGACUCCGAGCCGCUCGAGACGGAACGCGGCACGCUAGCCAAGAAUCCGUUCGAUGUAUCCGAAAAGCCACAGAACGUGGAAGUGGCUGACCACGAUAACCAGAGCGCUGAGAUCAAAUGGGAACCGCCGAAGGAUGAUGGCGGUGCUCCGGUGCUUAAGUACAUCGUCCAGAAGAAACCCAAGGGCGGCGACUGGGAGAACGCUGGAGAGGUACCUGGAAACCAGAACUCCGCUAAAGUCGAAGGUCUGCCCGAGGGCAGCGAGUACCAGUUCCGCGUGAUCGCCGUCAACAAGGCUGGACCCUCGGAGCCCUCCGAGCCGACCAAGAUGACUACCAUCAGGCACAAGUCACUGAAGCCGCGUAUCGACCGCACGAACCUGAAGGCUCUCGCCGUCCGCGCCGGCAAGCCGAUCUUCUUCGACGUCAAUGUCAAGGGUGAACCCGCACCCAAGGUGCAAUGGUUCCAGAAGUGGAAGGCGGACGAGAAGGAGGUGACAGAGAACGUAAUCAACGUGGACUAUAACACUAAACUGGACGUUAAGGAGUCUGUACGCGCUAUGACCGGCACGUACCGUAUCCUAGCAACGAACGAGCACGGCACAGACGAGGCUGAGGUCGAGAUCACAGUGCUGUCGGCUCCUGGCAAGCCUGGUGGUCCACUCAAGGUCGCCGAUGUUACCAAGAACGGCUGCAAGCUGGCCUGGAAGAAGCCUGAGGACGAUGGAGGCAAACCAGUCACCGGUUACAUGGUGGAGAAGCUGAACAAGGCCACAGGCCGCUGGGUGCCGGUCGGAAAAACCGACGACACCGAGAUGGAGAUCAAGGGUCUGCAGGAAGGCGAGGAGUACGAGUUCAGGGUUAAGGCCAUCAAUGAUGAGGGAGAAUCCGAGCCGCUGAAGACCGACCACUCGAUAAUCGCCAAGAACCCUUACGAUAUUCCCGGCAAACCCUCGGUGCCGACCCUGGAGGACUGGGACGUGGACCGCGUGGACCUCAAGUGGGAGGCGCCGAAGAACAACGGCGGCGCGCCCAUCACCGGCUACAUCAUCGAGAAGAAGGAGAAGUACGGACAGUGGACCGAGGCUCUGGUCACCACGACUCCAGAAUGCAAGGCCCGCGUGCCGGACCUGAAGGAAGGCAAUGUGUACCAGUUCCGAGUCCGUGCUGUGAACAAGGCAGGCCCCGGAGAACCGGGCGACGCCACGCAGCCGCAUACUGCCAAGGCACGAUUCUUGAAACCGCACAUCAACCGCGACAAGAUGGUCGCCAUCCGCGUACGCGCCGGCACUACCAUCAAACUGGAUGUCGACAUCAGAGGCGAGCCUCCACCGACCAAGACCUGGAGCUUCGCCAAGAAGGUCCUGGAAACCGGCCCCGGCGUCAAGAUCGACAACGAGGACUACAACACGAAGCUGCAAAUCUUCGAAUCUUCGUGGAAGAACACCGGCAUCUACACGCUCAAGGCGGAGAACGACUCUGGAGUCGACGAGGCCACGGUCGAGAUUACUGUUUUGGACAAACCAGGCAAACCCGAAGGCCCGCUGGAAGUGUCCGACGUCCACGCCGAACACGUGAAGCUGAGCUGGAACAAGCCCAAGCACACCGGCGGGCUGCCGCUCAGCGCCUACGUGGUGGAGAAGAUGGACACCAUCACUGGCAAGUGGGUGCCGGCUGGCACCGUCGAACCUGAUACCACUGAGGCUACUGUUACUGGCCUAGAGCCCGGUCACUCAUACCAGUUCAGAGUGAAGGCUCUGAAUGAGGAAGGCGAGUCGGAACCGCUGGACACAGACCACGCGACCCUCGCGAAGAACCCGUACGACGUGCCGGCGCCUCCAGGUCUUCCAGACAUUGUGGACUGGGACGAGAAGUCGGCCAAGCUCAAGUGGGAGCCGCCUAUUCGGGAUAACGGCGCCCCUAUUACUGGAUACGUUAUCGAAGUCAUGGAUAGAGAUAAGGGCGAGUUUGUUAAGGCCGCCGAAGUCCAAGGCAACAUCUGCCAAGGCACCGUGCCUAGGCUGGAAGAGGGCAGCCAGUACCAAUUCCGAGUACGCGCAAUUAACAAAGCCGGUCUUUCAGAACCCUCGGAGAACACUCACUGGCAUACUGCUAAGCCCCGGUUCUUAAAACCAAAGAUCGACCGCACCAACCUGAACCCGAUCACGGUGAAGGCUGGUCUGCCGGUCUCCCUGGACGUGAAAGUGUUCGGCGAACCGCCUGCCACUGUCACCUGGCACUUCAAGGGCGAGGAGCUGAAGAACAGGGAGAACCUGGAGAUCAUCAACGUGGACUACAACACCAAGUUCCUGAUGACGAAGAGCAAGCGCGCGAACACCGGCGUUUACGUCAUCAAGGCGAAGAACGAGGUCGGAGAGGACGAGGCUGAGGUCGAGAUUACUAUCCUCGGCAAGCCAUCCAAGCCCAAGGGUCCGUUGGAAGUGGCGGACGUGACAAAGAACGGCUGCACGCUGUCGUGGCAGAAGCCCGAAGACGACGGCGGCGCGCCCAUCGAGUACUACGAGAUCGAGAAGCUCGACCCGCUUACUGGACAAUGGAUUCCGUGCGGUACCGCCAAGGACACCAAGGCGAACAUCACCGGCCUCUCUGAAGGCAAACCUUACAAGUUCAGGGUCAAGGCCGUCAACAAGGAAGGCGAGUCCGAAGAACUCGAGACCGAGAAACCGAUCAUCGCCAAGAAUCCGUUUGACGAGCCCGGCAAACCUGGCCGUCCUGAACCCCGCAACUGGGACAAGGACUUCGUCGACCUGGAGUGGUCUCCACCGAAGGACGACGGCGGCGCCCCCAUCACCGGAUACAUCGUACAGAAGAGAGAGAAGGGUGGAAGGUCAUGGCAAGACUGCCUUAAGACGACUGGUGACAGGCCGACAGGCCGCGUGACCGACGUUGAAGAGGGACACGAGUACGAGUUCAGAGUUAUCGCGCUCAACAAGGCCGGACCCUCCGAGCCCUCGGACGCUAGCAAGUCCGUUAUUGCUAAACCACGCUUCUUGGCACCAAAGAUCGACCGCAAGAACCUGCAAAAGAGGAAGAUCAAGGUCGGCCAGCCUCUCAAGUUCGAAGCCGACGUCAAGGGUGAACCCGAACCUACCAUUACAUGGACCUUCAACGGCACAGUCCUCAAGAGCGAUGAGAGGCUGAAGAUCGAGAAUGCUGAGUACCACACAUCGUUUGUACGCCAGAAGAUGACUAGAACCGAUGCUGGAAAGUACACCGUCACUGCCAAGAACGAUUCUGGCACUGAUACUGUUGAUAUUGAGGUUGAGGUGGUCAGCAAACCAUCGAAGCCUAAGGGACCCUUGCAGGUAUCAGACGUCAAAGCGGACGGCUGCAAGCUCAAAUGGGAGCCUCCAGAAGACGACGGCGGCGAACCCGUCGAGAGCUACGUGGUGGAGCGCAUGGACACGGAGUCGGGACGCUGGGUGCCAGUGUGCACCACUAAGACUCCCGAGGCUGACGUCACGGGCUUGAACGAGGGCAAGGACUACCUGUUCAGAGUGAAGGCGGUCAAUCCUGAGGGAGAGAGUGAGCCGCUCGUUACUGAAACUGCUACUACGGCUAAGAACCCCUAUGGCGAACCCGACGCGCCCGGCAAGCCUGAGUUCAAGGACUGGAGCAAGGAGCACGUGGACCUCAAGUGGGAGAAGCCCGCCAACGACGGUGGCGCCCCCAUCACUGCCUACAUUGUCGAGAAGAAGGACAGAGACACCGGCAAGUGGGUGAAGGCUGCUGAGGUGCCCGGCAACAAGACCGAGGCUCGUGUGCCAGACCUGAUCGAGGGCAAGACAUACCAGUUCCGAGUGAAGGCAGUCAACAAAGCUGGACCGGGUAAACCGUCCUCGCCUACCGAAAACCUGCUGGCUAAGGACAGGUUUGCCCCGCCGAAGAUCGACCGCACGAACAUGCGCGAUAUCACCAUCAAGGCUGGCCAGCACAUCAGGCUUGACGUCAAGGUCAGCGGUGAACCGCCACCAACCAAGACAUGGUUCCACAACAAAGAGAGGCUGUCGCCCCGCGAAGACCUCUCCAUCGACGUGGAAGACUACAAGACCAAGCUGUCUGUGGUCAUCGCGUCGCGCAAGCACAGCGGCACUUACGUAUUAAAGGCUGAGAACAGCAGCGGUAAAGACGAGGCUACUAUUGAGAUCAAGGUCCUCGAUGUACCGGCCAAGCCUGAAGGACCUUUGAAGAUCUCAGACGUGCACAAAGAAGGCUGCACGCUGAAAUGGAACCCGCCGCUAGACGACGGCGGCGCUCCCAUCGACCACUACCUCGUGGAGAAACUCGACACCGAGACCGGUAGAUGGAUGCCGGCUCUGAAGACCAAAGACCCGAAGGCCGAGAUCGAGAACCUGGUGCCUGGACACGAGUACAAGUUCAGGGUGUCUGCUGUUAAUAACGAGGGACAGUCUGAACCAUUGGAAGCUGAUCACUCGAUCAUCGCUAAGAAUCCGUUCGACGAGCCCGGCAAACCUGGAACACCUGAGAUCGUGGACUGGGACAAGGACCACGUGGACCUCAAGUGGGAGAAGCCGUUCAAGGACGGCGGUGCCCCCAUCACCGGCUACAUCAUCGAGAAGAGAGAGGUCGGCUCACCCAAGUGGGUGAAGGCAUGCGAGGUCGGUCCUAACGACAACGACAAAGCAACAGUACCGAACUUGGACGAGGGCGUGGAAUACGAAUUCCGCGUGAAGGCUGUCAACGAGGCUGGACCUAGUGAGCCCAGCGAUGCUAGCAAGAGCGUUGUAUGCAAGCCUAGGAGACUGCCUCCCAAGAUCGACCGUCGCAGCCUCCGUUCCAUCAGGGUGCGCGAGGGCGAGCCCAUCUCGCUCGACGUCAAGGUCAGCGGUGAACCUCCGCCGGAGGUCACAUGGACCCUUAACGGCAAGUCCGUUAGCAGCGGCAACGGGCUUAAACUGGUUAACGUGCCGUACAUGAGCAAGUAUCAACAUUCGAGCCCGCGUCGCAAAGACUCCGGCAUGUACAAGAUACAGGCCGUCAACAAGUACGGACAGGACACCGCCGAAGUCGAGAUUAUUGUUACAUCGAAACCGGACAAACCGGAGGGACCUUUGGAGGUGUCCGACAUCCACAAGGACGGCUGCACGCUGAAGUGGAAGCGGCCCAAGGACGACGGCGGCGAGCCAAUCGAGGCGUACCUCGUCGAGAAGUACGACACCGAGACUGGCACGUGGCUGCCUGUUGGCAAGACUCUUGGAAAUGUGCCUGAAAUGGAAGUGGAUGGCUUGACUCCCGGACACGAGUAUAAGUUCCGCGUGAAGGCGUUGAACAAGGAAGGCGAAUCCGAACCUCUUGAGACGUUCGGCGCUAUCGUCGCCAAGGAUCCGUUCACCGUACCAGACGCGCCAUCAACGCCAGUGCCUGAUGACUGGUCCGCCACUCACGUGGAUUUAAAAUGGGAGCCGCCCAUCUCCGACGGUGGCUCGCCUAUCGUCGGCUACAUUAUCGAGAAGAAAGACAAGUACAGCCCGCUGUGGGAGAAGGCUGUGGAAACUCACACACCUACGCCUACCGCUACUGUUAACGGCCUGAUCGAAGGCAACGAGUACCAGUUCCGCGUGAUCGCUGUCAACAAGGCCGGCCAGAGUAAACCAUCUGAUGCGUCCAAGAACUUCGUGGCGAAGGCCCGCUUCCUGGCGCCGAAGAUCGACCGUCGUCACCUGCGUGACGUCACACUGUCUGCUGGAUCCACGCUGAAGCUGGAAGCUGCCAUCACUGGCGAGCCGGCUCCAGCUGUGGAAUGGAGAUACCAGAACAUGCCGCUCCGCCCAUCGAAGGCAGUGACCAUCGACAAUCCGGAGUACUUCACCAAGCUGGUGAUCCGUCCAGUGCGACGCGACGACUCCGGCGAGUACACCGUCACCGCGGUCAACUCUAGCGGCAAAGAUACCGUCACCAUCAACGUUGUGGUCACCGACAAGCCUACCAAGCCUGAGGGACCAUUGCAGGUGCCCGGCAACAAGACCGAGGCUCGUGUGCCAGACCUGAUCGAGGGCAAGACAUACCAGUUCCGAGUGAAGGCAGUCAACAAAGCUGGACCGGGUAAACCGUCCUCGCCUACCGAAAACCUGCUGGCUAAGGACAGGUUUGCCCCGCCGAAGAUCGACCGCACGAACAUGCGCGAUAUCACCAUCAAGGCUGGCCAGCACAUCAGGCUUGACGUCAAGGUCAGCGGUUCCACAAUAAAGAGGCUGUCGCCCCGCGAAGACCUCUCCAUCGACGUGGAAGACUACAAGACCAAGUUGUCUGUGGUCAUCGCGUCGCGCAAGCACAGCGGCACUUACGUAUUAAAGGCUGAGAACAGCAGCGGUAAAGACGAGGCCACUAUUGAGAUCAAGGUCCUCGAUGUACCGGCCAAGCCUGAAGGACCUUUGAAGAUCUCAGACGUGCACAAAGAAGGCUGCACGCUAAAAUGGAACCCGCCACUAGACGACGGCGGCGCUCCCAUCGACCACUAUCUCGUGGAGAAACUGGACACCGAGACCGGUAGAUGGAUGCCGGCUCUGAAGACCAAGGACCCGAAGGCCGAGAUCGAGAACCUGGUGCCUGGACACGAGUACAAGUUCAGGGUGUCUGCUGUUAAUAACGAGGGACAGUCUGAGCCAUUGGAAGCUGAUCACUCGAUUAUCGCUAAGAAUCCGUUCGACGAGCCCGGCAAACCUGGAAGACGAGAGAUCGUGGACUGGGACAAGGACCACGUGGUCAGGUGGGAGAAGCCGUUCAAGGACGGCGGUGCCCCCAUCACCGGCUACAUCAUCGAGAAGAGAGAGGUCGGCUCACCCAAGUGGGUGAAGGCAUGCGAGGUCGGUCCUAACGACAACGACAAAGCAACAGUACCGAACUUGGACGAGGGCGUGGAAUACGAAUUCCGCGUGAAGGCUGUCAACGAGGCUGGACCUAGUGAGCCCAGCGAUGCUAGCAAGAGCGUUGUAUGCAAGCCUAGGAGACUGCCUCCCAAGAUCGACCGUCGCAGCCUCCGUUCCAUCUAGGGUGCGCGGGAGGGCGAGCCCAUCUCGCUCGACGUCAAGGUCAAGGUGAACUCUCCUCCGCCGGAGGUCACAUGGACCCUUAACGGCAAGUCCGUUAGCAGUGGCAACGGACUUAAACUGGUUAACGUGCCGUACAUAAGCAAGUAUCAGCACUCGAGCCCGCGUCGCAAAGACUCCGGCAUGUACAAGAUACAGGCUGUCAACAAGUACGGACAGGACACCGCCGAAGUCGAGAUUAUUGUUACAUCGAAACCGGACAAACCGGAGGGACCUUUGGAGGUGUCCGACAUCCACAAGGACGGUUGCACGCUGAAGUGGAAGCGGCCCAAGGACGACGGCGGCGAGCCAAUCGAGGCGUACCUCGUCGAGAAGUACGACACCGAGACUGGCACGUGGCUGCCUGUUGGCAAGACUCUUGGAAAUGUGCCUGAAAUGGAAGUGGAUGGCUUGACUCCCGGACACGAGUAUAAGUUCCGCGUGAAGGCGUUGAACAAGGAAGGCGAAUCCGAACCUCUUGAGACGUUCGGCGCUAUCGUCGCCAAGGAUCCGUUCACCGUACCAGACGCGCCAUCAACGCCAGUGCCUGAUGACUGGUCCGCCACUCACGUGGAUUUAAAUGGGGAGCCGCCCAUCUCCGACGGUGGCUCGCCUAUCGUCGGCUACAUUAUCGAGAAGAAAGACAAGUACAGCCCGCUGUGGGAGAAGGCUGUGGAAACUCACACACCUACGCCUACCGCUACUGGUUACCUGAUCGAAGGCAACGAGUACCAGUUCCGCGUGAUCGCUGUCAACAAGGCCGGCCAGAGUAAACCAUCUGAUGCGUCCAAGAACUUCGUGGCGAAGGCCCGCUUCCUGGCGCCGAAGAUCGACCGUCGUCACCUGCGUGACGUCACACUGUCUGCUGGAUCCACGCUGAAGCUGGAAGCUGCCAUCACUGGCGAGCCGGCUCCAGCUGUGGAAUGGAGAUACCAGAACAUGCCGCUCCGCCCAUCGAAGGCAGUGACCAUCGACAAUCCAGAGUACUUCACCAAGCUGGUGAUCCGUCCAGCGACGGACGACUCCGGCGAGUACACCGUCACCGCGGUCAACUCUAGCGGCAAAGAUACCGUCACCAUCAACGUUGUGGUCACCGACAAGCCUACCAAGCCUGAGGGACCAUUGCAGAUUUCGGACGUACACAAAGAUGGCGCUACGCUCAAAUGGAAGAGACCGAAGGACGACGGUGGAACUCCCAUCGAGUACUACCAGAUCGACAAGUUGGACACUGAGACCGGAUGCUGGGUGCCAUGCGCCAGAUCCGAGGAGCCUAAAUGUGACGUGACCGGCCUGACGCCCGGCAAGGAGUACAAGUUCCGCGUGUCCGCCGUCAACUCCAGGGGAGAGUCCGAGCCGCUCGUCUCGGAGGAAGCCAUUGUCGCCAAGAAUCCAUUCGACGAGCCUGGUGCACCAGGCACGCCAACAGUCACAGACUGGGACAAGGACCACGUGGACCUCAAGUGGACCCCGCCACGCGAAGACGGCGGUGCUCCCAUCGAGGGAUACAUCGUGGAGAAGAAGGACAAGUUCGGCAACUGGGAGAAGGCGCUCGAAGUGCCCGCGGAUAAGACUAACUGCACCGUCCCCGAUCUUAUUGAGGGACAGACUUACGAGUUCAGGGUACGCGCUGUAAACAAGGCAGGACCAGGCGAGCCCAGCGACAGCACUCACCCGAUCGUCGCCAAGCCCAGGAACCUGGCGCCCAAGAUCGACCGCACCAACCUUAUCGACAUCAAGAUCAAGGUCGGACAGAAAUUCGGAUUCGAUGUCAAGGUUACUGGUGAACCAAUGCCGGAAACCAAAUGGUUCCUGGCCAAGAAGGAGGUCAAGUCUGGCGGUGACAUGAAGGUGCAACACUCUGACUACAACACCAAGUUGAACUGCAAGUCGGCCACCAGGGCUGACAGCGGUAGAUAUACCAUCACCGCUGAGAAUAUCAACGGCAAGGACGUCGCUGAGGUUGAGGUCAUCGUGCUCAGCGCGCCAUCGCCGCCUGGCGGACCUCUUAAGGUAUCGGACGUGCACGCAAACGGCGCCACACUAUCCUGGCGUCCACCCUCAGACGACGGUGGCCAGCCUGUCGAGAAGUACGUGGUGGAGCGCAUGGACGAGGCCACCGGCCGCUGGGUGACAGCUGGGGAGACAGACGGCCCUGUCACCAGCCUCGCUGUCGACGGGUUACAACCCGGACACAAGUACAAGUUCCGCGUCAGUGCUGUUAACAGACAAGGCCGUUCCGACCCGCUCACAACCCCCCACUCGACCGAAGCGAAGAAUCCGUUCGACGUGGCCGGCAAGCCGGGCACUCCGAAGAUCAAGGACUUCGACAGGGACUUUGUGGAGUUGGAAUGGACCAGACCUCAGACCGAUGGCGGCGCUCCGAUCACCGGCUAUGUUAUUGAGAAGAAGGAUAGGUUCUCGCCUGAUUGGGAGGAGUGUGCACAGAUCGAAGGUGACGUCACAACCGGCAAAGUGCCAGACCUCAUCGAAGGCAACACAUAUGAGUUCCGUGUACGUGCGGUCAACAAGGCCGGCAAGGGUGAGCCCAGUGACGGAACUGCUCCUCACCUCGCCAGGCCCAAGAACCUGCCGCCCAAGAUCGACAGGAACUUCAUGUUCGACAUCAAGGUCAAGGUCGGACAGAACUUCGACCUCGACGUGCCUGUCGCUGGUGAGCCGACGCCAACCAAAGAAUGGCUGCACGGAGACAACGUCGUCCUCAAUACUGACAGGAUCAAGGUCAUCAACGAUGACCACAGCACCAAGAUCCGUGUUAUCGACGCCAAGCGGGCCGAUACUGGCACCUACACUCUUAAGGCUAAGAACAUUAAUGGAACUGACACGGCGACCGUCAAGAUCUUGGUCAUGGACGCACCUUCACCACCAGAAGGCCCGCUCAAGGCCGACGACAUCACAAAAUCUGGAUGCACACUACGCUGGAGGCCGCCCAAGGAUGACGGUGGUAGCGAAAUCACCCACUACGUCGUCGAGAAGAUGGACCAAGAGAACAUGCGCUGGAUCCCUGCUGGUGAUGUCAACUCAUGCAGCAUUAGGAUUGACCAUCUCAUCGAAGGACAUGACUACAACUUCCGCGUGCGUGCAGUUAACAAGCACGGCGAGUCGCAGCCACUUGUUGGCCAUGAGCCGAUCACUGCCAAAGAUCCCUACGGUACACCCGACAAACCAGGUACCCCCGUCGUCAAGGACUGGGACAAGGACCACAUGGACCUCGAAUGGGUGCCGCCGAAGAAGGAUGGUGGAUCUCCCAUUACCGGAUACAUUAUCGAGGCAAAGAAGAAGUACGGACCUUGGGAAAUGGCAGCCACAGUGCCAGGAAACCAGACAACCGCUACUGUACCUGGCUUGCAGGAAGGCGAAGAGUACGAGUUCAGAGUUAUCGCUGUCAACAAGGCCGGUAACGGAGAGCCCAGUGACGCCUCUACUCCUCAAGUCGCCAAGGCCAGGUUCUGCGCGCCGCACUUCGACAAGAUGCUGCUCGCAGACAAAACUGUUAAGGCUGGACAGAGAAUCCAAUAUGAGAUUCCCAUCGAGGCAUCGCCUAAACCAACUGUCGAAUGGCAGAUCAACGGCAAAGUUGUUCAUCCGUCAGACAGGAUUGACAUUCAGAUCUUGCACAAUAGGGUCAUAUUAGACAUUCCAUUCUCUGUCCGCGCUGAUGGAGGAGUUUAUAAAUUGACUCUUAAGAACGACCUGGGAAUAUGCUCAGCUACAGCGCAAGUCACCGUCCUUGACAAACCUUCAAGGCCCGAGAAGCCUUUGGUGGUGUCGGAUGUUACAAAGGAAUCAUGCUCGCUGUCAUGGAAGGUACCACUCGACGAUGGUGGUUCACCAAUUCUACACUAUGUUAUUGAGAAGAUGGAUCUAUCUCGUGGUACCUGGUCUGAUGCCGGUAUGAGCACUUACCUAUCCCACACAGUUACAAGACUUAUUCACAUGAAGGAGUACUUGUUCAGGGUCAGCGCUGUCAACGCUAUCGGACAGUCUGAGCCUCUGGAGUUAGACAGGGCUAUCAUCGCCAAGAACGAGUUCGAUGAACCUACCGCACCAGGCAAACCUCAAGCUACCGACUGGAGCAAGAACCACGUUGACCUGGAAUGGACUCCGCCCAAAUCGGACGGUGGAUCGCCUAUCACUGGUUACAUUGUACAGAAGAAAGAGAAGGGCAGCCCAUACUGGGUGAAUGCUGCUCACGUGCCAGCUAACAAGAACAAGGCGACAGUGCCUGACCUGAUUGAGGGUCAAGACUACGAAUUCAGGGUUAUCGCUGUCAACCAAGCUGGACAGUCUGAGCCCAGUGAACCUUCAGACAUUAUCACUGCUAAGGACAGAUUCGUCGCUCCUAAGAUCCUCACGCCACUUAAGGAGAUCCGCAUUAAGGCUGGACUUAUCUUCCACUUGGAUGUUGACUUCCUUGGCGAACCAACGCCUGAAGUCACAUGGACUUGUGAUGGCAAACCUGUUGUGAACAAUGAGAGGACCACCGUUACAUCUGUGGGUCACCACACCAUUAUUCACACUGUGAACUGCAAGCGUUCAGAUGCUGGUAAAUACCACUUGAAACUGAAGAACGAUUCCGGUACUGAUGAAGGCAGCUUUGAGUUGAUCGUGCUUGACGUGCCCGCGCCUCCAGAACCGCCAUUCGUAUACGAAGAAAUCACUGCUCAAUCAGUCACUCUUUCGUGGAAGCCACCCAAGGACAACGGUGGCAGCGAACUGACUGCCUAUGUCAUCGAGAAGCGUGAUCUUACUCACGGAGGAGGCUGGGUACCAGCUGUUACAUAUAUCAACCCUAAGAACACCCACGCUACUGUACCUCGUCUUUCUGAGGGCACACAGUAUGAAUUCAGGGUAUUCGCUGAGAACUUACAGGGUCGUUCCGAGCCAUUGGUCACGGACAAACCAGUCGUUGCCAAGAACCAGUACACCACACCUGGACAACCUGGAAAGCCAGACCUUGUAUCUGCAGACAAAGACCACAUCCAGAUCAAAUGGAAGUCGCCAAUUUCGAACGGCGGAUCGAACAUUAUCGGAUACGAUGUCGAGAGGAGAGACAAGGCUACUGGCCGCUGGAUCAAGAUGAACAAGGAGCCGGUCAGGUUCAACGAGUACAAGGAUGACAGAGUUCAGGAGGGCCAUCAAUACGAAUAUAGAGUAUCCGCUGUCAACGCAGCUGGAUCUGGCCAACCUUCUGAGCCAUCGAACGUGUUUAUCGCCAAGCCGAUGAAAGAGAAGCCUAAAUUAUGGCUGGAUCACCUCAUUGGCAGGAAGAUCAAGGUCCGCGCUGGUGAGCCAAUUAACAUUAACAUUCCAAUCACCGGUGCACCGACACCGAAAAUUUCCUGGACUAAGGGAUCAAUUCCUCUUGUUCCGUCACACAGGCUGUCUGCCGAGACUAAGGCCGAUGAGACUAAGCUGUCCAUUGAGAAGUCCACAAGGGAAGACGCUGGAAAAUACACCAUCACCGCGUCCAACGAACACGGCAAAGACUCUGCUGACAUCGAGGUUAUUGUCGUUGACAAGCCUGGAGUACCUAAAGGUCCUCUAUUAUGCACUCCCGUCACACACGAUGCCGUCAGCCUUACAUGGCAACCACCUACCGACGACGGCGGCAGCGAGAUCACCGGCUACGUCGUUGAAGUCGCCGAAUUCGGCGUCAAUGACUGGCGUACUGUUGCAGGAUUCUGUCCCAAGUGUUCGUUCACUGUGAAGAACUUAACUGAAGGCAAGAAGUACAUAUUCAGAGUACGCGCUGAGAACUUAUAUGGUGUAUCUGAGCCCUUGGAAAGCAAACCUACGAUCGCCAAGUCACCGUUCGACCCGCCAGAUGCGCCGGAAACACCGAAAAUUACUGGAUACAGCUCGAACAGCUGCUCCCUCGAAUGGCAGCCGCCCGCGAACUGCGGAGGCAAGCCCGUCACCGGAUACUACGUCGAGAAGAGAGAACGUGGCGGCGACUGGGUUAAGGUUAACAACUACCCCACACCCAACACGUGCUACACUGUAUCGGACUUACGCGAAGGAAACCGUUAUGAGUUCCGCGUCAUCGCCGUCAACGAAGCCGGACCCGGCAAACCUAGCAAACCGACUGAGCCUAUUGUUGCUGAGACACAGCGUCUUAAGCCCAGCGCUCCCGAAGCGCCCAAACCUGACAGAGUCACAAAGGACUCCGUCACGUUGUCAUGGAGGCCGCCCAAGAACGACGGUGGUUCUAAGAUCAAGGGAUACAUCGUCCAACAGAAGAAGAAGGGCGACAAAGACUGGAAGGACGUCAACGACGUGCCCGUUCCCAGUCUGGUGCACACCGUACCCAACCUUAAGGAAGGCGAAGAAUACCAGUUCAGGGUUGUGGCUGUCAACGAUGUUGGCCGAUCAGACCCCAGCAAACCCACCGCCGAUAUUACCAUCGCCGAACAGCCAAACAAACCUUGCAUGGAUCUUGGUGGAGUCAGAGACAUCACAGUACGUGCCGGAGAGGACUUCUCCAUUCACGUGCCGUACACUGGCUUCCCGCAACCUGCGGCUUCUUGGUUUGCGGACGACAACCUGCUCGACGUCGAGGGAGACUCGAGGAUAUUCCAGAAGAUUACUCCAGAGUCGGCGUCGCUUGUUGUUAAGAACGCAAAGAGGUCAGACGGUGGACAGUACCGUCUGCAGCUGCGCAAUCCUUCGGGAUACGAUACAGCUACAAUCAACGUGCGCGUGCUUGACCGUCCUGGCAAGCCCGAAAACCUGCGCGCGGACGAAUUCGAAGGCGAAGCACUCACGCUCUACUGGAACCCGCCGAAGGACAAUGGCGGCGGCGAAAUCACCAACUACGUCGUUGAGAAACGCGAAGCUCGCUCGCCCAACUGGACCAAGGUGUCUGGCUACGUCACGACACCGUUCUUGCGCGUGAAGAACCUGACUGUCGGCAAGAGCUACGAGUUCAGGGUAAUGGCGGAGAACCAGUACGGCCAAUCGGAGCCUGCGCAGACCCUGGAGCCAAUCAAGGCGAGACAUCCAUUCGAUCCUCCAGGACCUCCUGGAGUGCCACGCUCUGUGGAGACCACCGAGUCUUCAAUUACCAUUACUUGGACGAAGCCACGUCACGACGGCGGCUCUCCUAUCACCGGCUAUGUUGUUGAAAAGAGACUGAUCACAGAAGACAAAUGGACUAAGGCGUCGCACGCUCACGUUCCUGACACUACUCUAAAGGUCAUGGGCCUGAUCGAGAACCAUGAGUACGAGUUCCGUGUGGCUGCUGUCAACGCUGCGGGUCAGGGCGCAUGGUCCCAGGCCUCUGAUGCCAUCAGGGCCUGUGCGCCGCCCAACAGCCCGCGCAUCACCAGCGACCUCAGCCUGCGUGACAUCACUGUCAUUGCUGGCGAGGAGAUCAAGAUCACAGUGCCGUUCACCGGAAACCCAAGACCGAAGGUAUCAUGGAUAGUGAACAACGACGAGGUGUUCCCUGACAACCGUAUCAGGUUCGUGACGUCAGACGUGGACACCGUGUUCUACAACUUGUGCGCAAAGCGAUCUGACAGCGGCUCGUACACCGUACAGCUCGUGAACAGCGAGGGAUCUGACAGUGGCACUUGCAGGGUGCUGGUGGUAGACAAACCAUCGCCGCCUGUAGGCCCGCUGGACGCGUACGACAUCACGCCGGACACGUGCACGUUGUCAUGGAAACCGCCGCUAGACGACGGCGGCUCGCCCAUCACCAACUACGUGGUCGAGAAGAUGGACAACAAUGGAAUCUGGACCAAGAUCUCGUCAUUCGUGCGCAACUGCCACUACAACGUGAUGGGUCUGGAGCCGAACCACAAAUACUUGUUCAGGGUGCGUGCUGAGAACCAGUACGGCGUCUCCGAGCCUCUCACCAUGGACGACUCGAUUACUGCCAAAUUCCCAUUCACGAUUCCGGACCCGCCUGGCAUCCCGCGCGUCCUGGACUGGGAUGGCUCCACUGCUACAGUGGUAUGGGACAGACCGCGCUCCGACGGUGGCGCGCGUAUCCAGGGAUACAAGAUCGAGUUCCGGGACGUCACAGACAGUGUGUGGAGCAGCGCAGAUUAUCUCGUCAAGGAUUGCAAUUAUCAGGCUUACAACCUAGAAGCGGGCCACGAGUACGAGUUCCGCGUCCGCGCGAAGAACGCGGCCGGCUUCAGCAAGUACUCGGGCAGCUCGCAGCCGUUCCGCGUGCGGCCGCGCGCCGGCCCGCCCGGCCCGCCGCGCGCGCCGCGCGUGCUGCGCGUCGGCAGGAACUACGUCGACCUCAGCUGGGACCCGCCCGCCAACGACGGAGGCUCCCGCGUGACAGGCUACAUAAUCGAGCGUCGUGAGGCCGGCAGCUCUGUAUGGAUCAAGUGCAACGACUACAACGUGCAAGACACAACGUUCACAGCGCUCAACCUCAACGAAAAGGCCGACUACGAAUUCCGCAUUAUCGCUAUCAAUUCCGCCGGCAAGUCCGAGCCUUCCAGCUGUACCACGCCAGUGCGUACAGGCGAGGAGCUCGGCGGCACCAAGCCCGAAUGGGUGAAGCAGAUGCCGGCCCACAUGAGCGCACCACUCGGCAGGCCUUUCACCAUCGAGUGUGUUGCCACCGGCAACCCUGUGCCUACUGGACGGUGGUUGAAGAACGGACGCGAAGUUGUUAUGGGCACCAGAUUCAUCUCGGAGUCCCGCGAGGGCACGCUGAAGCUUAACAUCCUGGAGGUGGCCGACGGCGACGAGGGUGACUACACUUGCGAGGCUAUUAACAACAUCGGCUUCAUCUACUGCAUUGGUCAUCUGAAGAUCGGAAACCCGCCGCGCAUCACCCGCAUGCCAGGCGACCUGCACCUGCCCGAGCACGACAACACCAAGGUCAAGAUCCUGUACACGGGAGACCAGCCCGCUGACGUCACGCUCACCAAGGACGGCCACAAGGUCACGGAAUCACCGCACCUUAAAUACACAGUGUUUGAUGACUACAUCCUUAUAUUCAUCAAGGACAUCACUAAGGAUGAUAUGGGUACAUACAAGAUAACAAUCAAGAACAGCUCAGGCGAGACCUCAGACACGUUCUCUGUCACCGUAACCGGUCUUCCUGGACCUCCUCAAGGUCCUCUCGAGGCCACUGACAUCAGCAAGCACUCUUGCACCCUCGCAUGGCGUCCGCCCACAUACGACGGUGGAAUGCCCGUCACACACUACGUUAUCGAACGACACGAUAUAUCGGGAACCGCCUGGAUCACGAUCGCGUCGUCGGUGAGGGAUACCAAGUUCACGGUACAGGGAUUGACGGAGGGACAGGAGUACAACUUCAGAGUGCACGCCGCUAAUGAAAACGGCAUUGGUCCAGCGUUGGAGGGUGCUAAUCCGAUUAAGGCUAAGGCACCUUACGACCCGCCAUCAGCGCCUGGUAUUCCCAAGAUCCUGGAGGUCGGAGGCGACUUCGUCCACCUGGAAUGGGACAAACCAGAGAACGAUGGAGGCGCUAGGAUACAAGGUUACUGGAUCGACAAACGCGAAGUCGGUGCUACGACAUGGCAGCGCGUGAACCCGGUCCUUUGCCUGCCGAACCAGAUCAACUGCUCAAACCUUAUCGAGGGUAGGCAGUACGAGUUCAGGGUGACGGCGCAGAACGAGGCCGGACUAUCGCCGCCCAGCACCGCCAGCCAGCAAGUCAAGGUCGUCGAUCCUAAAGCGGCGACACCACCAGAGAUCGUGAAGCCACUGAAGAACGCCAACUGCAUCCAGUACCACAACGCCAAGUUCCAGUGUACCAUCACUGGUACACCCAAACCUACCAUCACGUGGUACAAGGGAGCUCGCGAGAUCACCAACGGCCCCAGGUACCGCAUCUGGAGCGAGGGUGACAACCACUUCCUGACGGUGAUGGACGUGUUCGGCGAGGACGCGGACGAGUACGUGUGCCGCGCCGUCAACCGCGCCGGAGUCAAGAGCACGCGCGCCGAGCUGCUCAUCAUGACUGCACCGAAACUCAACGUGCCGCCACGUUUCCGCGAUACGGCGUACUUCGACAAAGGCGAGAACGUGGUGAUCAAGAUUCCGUUCACCGGACAUCCGGUGCCGAAGAUCACGUGGGUGCGAGAGGGCGAGACCAUCGAGUCUGGCCUUCAUUACCACGUGGAAAGGAAAGAACGCCACGCGAUCUUAACAAUCCGCGACGCGAGCAAGAUGGACUCCGGCCCGUACAGGAUCACCGCCGAAAACGAGCUCGGACAAGACACCGCCAUCAUCAACAUCGAAAUCAGCGACCGUCCCGACCCACCACGAUUCCCAUCUACGGACAGCGUGGGAGUGGACUCGCUUGCGCUGAGCUGGCGCGCCCCAGUAUGGGACGGCGGAUCCGACAUCACCAACUACCUGGUCGAGAAGCGAGAGCAUCCGAUGAGCAGCUGGAUACGCGUCGGCAACACCAGGUUCACAACCAUGGCCAUCACAGGCUUAGUGCCAGGCAAACAGUACGAGUUCCGCGUGUACGCCGAGAACAUCUACGGCCGGUCGGAGCCCAGCGAGCCCACCGGCCUCGUGCAGACCAAGGCCAUCGUCAAGAAGGAGUUCAAGAAGAAGGAAUACCCUGUGGACGAAUCAGGCAAGCGCAUACGCACGAACGCGGAUCACGGCCCGAUCAAGGACUACGACUCGUAUGUCUUCGAUAUAUACAGCAAGUAUGUGCCGCAACCUGUCGAGAUCAACACAUGCUCCGUGUACGACAAAUACGAUAUACUCGAGGAGAUUGGCACAGGCGCGUUCGGCGUCGUCCACCGGUGUCGCGAGCGUGCUACCGGCAACUACUUCGCGGCUAAGUUCAUACCGGUCAGCGGCGCCAUGGAGAAGGAGCUGAUCAAGAAGGAGAUCGACAUCAUGAACCAGCUGCAUCACAGGAAACUUAUUAAUCUCCAUGAUGCCUUUGAGGAUGACGAUGAGAUGGUCCUCAUUUUCGAAUUCCUCUCUGGAGGUGAACUGUUCGAGCGCAUCACCGAACCAGGCUACAGUAUGAGCGAGGCGGAGGCCGCGCACUACAUGCGACAGAUCUGCGAGGGCGUGCGACACAUGCACGAGCAGAACAUCAUACACCUCGACCUGAAGCCGGAGAACGUUAUGUGCCAGACCAGGACGGGUACUGAUGUCAAGAUCAUCGACUUCGGCCUGGCCACCAAGCUGGACCCCAACGAAGUGGUCAAGAUAUCGACUGGUACCGCGGAGUUCGCGGCGCCUGAGAUCGUUGAACGCGAGCCCGUCGGCUUCUACACUGACAUGUGGGCCGUAGGCGUGCUCGCUUAUGUACUCUUGUCCGGUCUAUCACCAUUCGCUGGUAACAACGAUGUGGAGACCUUGAAGAAUGUGAAGGCUUGCGACUGGGAGUUCGAUGAAGAGGCGUUCCAGCACGUGUCUGACGAAGCCAAGGACUUCAUCAGGAGACUACUUGUUAAGAAUAAGGAGAAGCGUAUGACUGCGCACGAGUGCCUGCUGCACAAGUGGCUGGCGGGCGACGCCGCGCCGCGCGCACGCGCUCGACGCGCGCGCCGGUACGAGGCCAUGCGCGACCGGCUGCGGCAGAGAUACGAGAACUGGUCAUCGUUCAGACUGCCCAUCGGCAGGCUAAGCGAGUACAGUUCGCUACGCAAGCUGCUCAUCGAGAAAUGGAAGAUUUACGAUGGACAGUUCGACCGCAGACAAGCGGCGCCGCGGUUCGUGAUCAAGCCGCAAUCCGCGUUCUGCUACGAAGGCCAGUCCGUGAAGCUGUACUGCCGCAUCAUCGCGUGCGCAACGCCCACGGUCACCUGGUCGCGCAACAACCACGAGCUCAGACAGUCUGUCAAGUUCAUGAAGAGGUACGCGGGCGAUGAUUACUACUUCAUAAUCAACCGGGUGAAGCUCGAGGACCGCGGAGAGUACAUCAUCAGGGCGGAGAACCACUACGGAUUCAGGGAGGAGGUCGUCUUCCUCAACGUACAGCCCGUCCCGAAGGUCCAACGCCAGCACCUGCCUGAGGCGCCGCGCCGUCGCGAGCCACUCCCCUACACGUUCUGGCAGGAGUCGUCCGAAACGGCGCCGGUGUUCACGUUCCAGCUGCGGCCGCGUGUCAUGCAGGCGCGUGACACGUGCAAGCUGCUCUGCUGUCUCAGCGGCAAGCCUACACCUACUGUCAAGUGGUACAAGGACAAGCGCGAGCUUUCCAAAUACGACUACGCGAUGACUCACUCCGACGGCGUGGUGACGAUGGAGAUCAUCGAUUGCCGGCCCGAGGACAGCGGCAAAUACACCUGCGUCGCGACCAACGUGCACGGCACAGAUGAGACGUCUUGUGUCGUUAUCGUUGAAGGCGAGGUGACAUCACCUGAACAGCAACAGAUGGUACACAACUUCCUACAUUCAGGCGACAGGAGGUACAUCGAGAAACCGAUUAAACCUGCGCCGCCACCGAUUAUUACUAAGACAAAGGUGACAAUCGACCCGCCGUCGAAGUCAGCACCCAGGCCGAAGUACUCUCCUCAGAGUUCUCUCGACACCACCAAGAAGAAGUACGGCGCACGUCUCGACUCCGACGCAUCGUCCAGGUCGAGGAGCGCCACCAAGGAGCUAGUCUUGCCGGCGUCGGACUCGUCGAUGUGCGCGCCGUCGUUUGCGCGCGCGCUGCCGGACUCGUGCGCCGCGCGGGACGGCGCGCCGCUGCUGCUGUCCGCCGCCGUGCGCGGGGACCCCGACCCGCGCGUGCAGUGGUACAAGAACGGACAGCCGCUGCACUCCUCCGAGGUGGUGGAUCUUAAAUACAAGAACGGUGUCGCAUCUCUGGCUAUUAAUGAGAUAUUCCCUGAGGACGAAGGCGUCUACUCGCUGAAGGCGACCAACAGCCAGGGAGAAGUCGAGACCAAGUGCAAAGUCACCGUUAAACCCAUGGACGGAAGCGCGACGGGUUCCCUGAAAUCCGGCGACAAACCGCCCAGGAUAGUGGACCACUGCGUCUCGCAGAUCGUAAACGACGGAGACGCCGUCACGCUCUCCUGCAGGAUCGUCGGCGCCGAGCGAUUCGACGUCGUCUGGCUGCACAACAACAAGGAGAUCAAACCUUCCAAGGACUUCCAGUACUCGAGCGAGGCGAACAUUCACAAGCUCACCAUCGCCGAGAUAUUCCCUGAGGACGCUGGCACAUACACGUGCGAGGCGUUCAACGACGCGGGCGAGUCGUUCUCGACGUGCUCGCUGGUGGUGGUGGUGCCGGGCGAAGCGCCCCCGUCCCCCACGUACAAGUCCUUCCCUGCCUCGCUCACGGUCAACGCCGCUGAGCCCGCCGUUUUCACCGCUGAGUUGGAGAAGCCACCUCUCCAACUCCAAUGGCUGAAGGACGGCAAGCCUAUCGACGAGACAUCACCUCGCUACAGGUUCACAAUGGAAGGCACCGCGCGCUACCGCCUGGAGAUCGCGUCCACCGCCUCCGAGGACGCAGGACAUUACGCCGCCAGGGCAGUCGGCUCGCGAGGAGACUCUACAGCGGCCUGCUGCCUCAACGUUGACAUACAAUAAACAUUAAUAUUAUAGGGGGCCAAACCCCCCAACCUAAAUACGACUAAGUACUAAAUCGAUUGUGAGAAUGAUAUAAUUCGAUUAUUGAUGACCACAACUCUAAAUCAUAUUUAUCGAUACAUCGAUUAAAAUCGAUAACUGGAAUCUACAAUACGAUUCGGAGUCUUGAGUGUGAUGAGUUUUUUUUAUUUAUUAUUAUUUAAAUUUAUUUAUCGUAUUAAUAAGUGUUACACCCCGUCGAAGAGGGGGCGGCCGCGGGCUCUAGUCAUCGUGUGCUGUCUAUAUCGACGCCGGCCGCUUCUUCGAAGCUUCAUUUUAAUCCGUGUUGCGAUGCAGUCGGGGGGCAUGUCUCACGUCCCAGGGGAGGGUCCGCGCCACCAUGGACCGUCCCUUAGUACGUCCAGACAUCCCAUCCGACGUCUGUAUAAUUAUUUUUAUAUAAAUUUAACUGUAUUAUUUAAUUGUACAUAAUUUAUGUGACAGCGUAAUUUAUGAAUAAAUAUGUAUACAUAAAAAUUA
Molecule: messenger RNA, 22135 nt
Organism: Manduca sexta (tobacco hornworm)
Lineage: Eukaryota; Metazoa; Arthropoda; Insecta; Lepidoptera; Sphingidae
Gene: bent
Product: twitchin-like
Biological process (GO): protein phosphorylation
Molecular function (GO): protein kinase activity; protein binding; ATP binding
Source: RefSeq, a predicted model, not a curated record